GAUACAAAACCAGCGAUUUGUAUGUCGUCGGUUGGAUGUAUUUGGUGCCUCAGUUGACGGUGUGUUGUUGUUGUUGCCGCCGCCGUUGGCGCUGACUAUGUGAAUAUUGUAUGUGAAUUUUCGCCUGGCUUUGGAGGAAACGCAGUGGUUGCUGCGUCUAAAUCCUCCAUUGGACGUCAGUUCGAUUUAAGUCGCUGCUCGGCCGCAUCGUAAGUGCAGCGUUCAGUUCCACAAAACUCUGCUGCUGAUACAUCUUUUUAAGAGCAAAAACUUCACAAAUAUAGAUUUUUUCCCCCAAUUUGACAAAAGAAAAAAAUUAUUCAGCAACACUAAAUUCUUUCAAAAAAAAAAACACCGAUUAAUAGAGAAAAAAUAUUAAUACUAAAACUCCUUAAAAAAAACAGUUUUUAAUAAAAGAAAACAACUAAACAGUAAUAGAAAAAAUAUUAUACAUCCGCAUUCUAAAAUAAAUCCCAAGACAUAUUGCGCUGAGGACGACAACAGUUUUGAGAAGUAAUAUUUGAAGAUAAAAAACAUGGUUUUAACAAAAAAUAAAAAAUAAGCAAAGUUUUUCAUUUUCAUUCAAAGUAGUUUUUUGUCGCGAAAAUUAAAAAUUGAGGUGCAAUCCUUGCAGAAAAGUGGAACGAGCACAUUUGAAAAAAUAAAAAAUAAAUAAAUAAAAUUGUGGAAAGAUCGCAUCCCCAAGGACAUCGAGGGAUUCUUUGUCAGAUUUUGCCCCAGUGAGCUAAAAAAAAUCCAACGCUGCAAUAGUUUUUUUUUAAUUUGAAUUCGGAAAAAAGGUGAAAAAUGGUUUGACAAUCGAACAAAAAUCCAGCUAAACGUUCGACCGGUGAGAAUAUAAAAACCAGGACAAAAAGCUAUAUUUUUUUGUUAAAGUGCACUAUAAAAAUGCGACGGGAGUGAACAAAAAUGAAGUGAGAAUUUUUGGUUGAUUUUUUUUUGUAAUUGUUUUCCCAAGAGGCGAUAAACUAGAAAAAAACGAGACGCGAAAGAUUUUUGAAAAUUUAAUAAAAAAAAAGUGUAAAAGUGAAACGGACAUAAACAAUUGGUAAACGUCAAAAUUUAUUAGUGGACACUGCAAAUCAUCCCUUUAACCCUCUCCCAUUCAUCGGACGAAAAUCUGUGGAAGAAAGGAAGAAAUCUCCACCAUUUCACUGUGGACGACAGUGAAAUUUGUCUUAUAUGGAUAGCUGGACGGGGAACGCCCGACUGGCGAGAUUUUUAUAUUAAGCGUAAGCUGUCACCGACAUGGGCAGUGAGCACUACUGCUUGAGGUGGAACAAUCAUCAAUCCAACCUGUUAGGGGUGUUCAGCCAAUUGCUGCAGGACGAGAGUCUGGUGGACGUUACACUAGCGUGUUCCGAGGGCGCCUCCAUCAGAGCCCACAAGGUAGUCCUGUCGGCUUGUUCAUCCUACUUCCAAAGCUUAUUUCUGGACCAUCCUGCCAGACAUCCAAUUGUGAUAUUGAAGGACGUUCGCUUUGCCGAAUUGAAAACACUCGUAGAAUUCAUGUACAAGGGUGAGGUGAACGUGCAAUAUUGCCAGUUAUCAGCACUUCUCAAGACGGCCGAGUCUCUUAAGGUGAAAGGUUUGGCAGAAAUGACAAAUCAGAGCACAGCUCCUCGGGAAUCUGAGAGAGACGCAGACCGUUUACGAUCCCACUCGAGUAUUCCACUGAAAUCGGAGCAUUCGGACACAAUUCCCACAUCCCCGCUAAAGAGUACACUCAGCACCUUGGCGACGUCCGGAGGUGGCACUGGAUCGUCCAGUAGUCGCGUAGGUGGUGAUCAGGGUUCGGGUGAACGGGGUACACCAUCACCCACAGCCCUCAGGCACCACCAAUCAUCCUCACCGACUCCACUGGCACUCUAUGGAAGUCGCCGGGCGCACAGGGAUCACCCAGACCGGCCGCCUUCCAUGGAGGUGACAAUGGAGGAUGAACCAUUGCAACUCUCCACGCAAUCCACAACCGCCACGACCACCACCACCACAGUCACCUGUCUCUCUGCCGAAGAGCGCCCCACCUCACCGGACGACGAUGACGAAGAUGACCACAUGAUGCAGACAAAUGAUGUCGGUCUCAAUAUGACGCUCAAUUCAACCGCGUCGGCGACGUCCUCCAUUGUGAUCCCUGCUGCGUCUGUGUCGUCGUCAGAGGUGAGGCCGGCGUCCCGUGGCGGACACACGACAGCCACCUGCAUCUCCAGCAGCAAUAGCAGCGGCGGAGGCGGCGGACCACCGGCUCAGGUCAGUCCCAGUAUGCCAGAACCGAUCGCGGGCCCCUCGGGCAUGGGUCCCGUGCAGCAGGUGCCACUGUCACUGAAGAAGGAGAUCGACUGGGAUCGAGGAGAUGACAAGGACAGUUCAUCGUCCGACUAUCGCCACUCCCACGAUACAAUUGACGACAGUACAAUUCCCCUCUUCGGAUCAUCAAUCCUCAGUGGUGGAGCCUUGGGUGGACCCAGUAGGUGUCCUACACCAUUUGCAUUCCCUUUUGCACCACUUGGACUAGGCCUCUUCGAUACUGAUCCAUCCAGGAUGCUCAGUUUUCUUCAUCAUCACCAGUCCCUUCUGGCAGAAGAGGCUUUACGGUAUCGCGGUCUCUUCAUGAAUCCCAAAGACUCAACCAGUGUUCGCUUUAAUCCUCUGGCUGAGAUGUUCUCGAAGGAACAAGAGCUAAUCCUCAAGAGAGCUAAUCUCUUCAAGAACACCUUCCGCUAUCCACUUCAUGCUACACCAACAGACAUUUUUGCUUCUACCUCAGCGUCCUGUGUGUCAAAGGACGGAGCCUCAACCUCCAAGGACGAACGACGCAGUUCAACUGCAACCACCUUCCACAGCCAAUCCUCUAAAGAGGGUCAAUCCACCAGUCAUCGUCCCUUCCAUUCGCCCACUGCAGACAAAGUGGUGGAAAAGUAUGACCUGACAAAACCACCAACUCCCACCGAAAGUCUCCCGGGGAGUUCCAAGGACAUCCUCGAUGAGAUCCUCCACAAACGCAGUGGGAAUUACCUCAAGGAGAGUUUCCGAUUCAAUCCACUAAGUGGAUCAGACACACGACGCGCCACUAGUCCCAAAGACAAGUCAUCCUCCUCAACAUCCUCUUCGCCCAUCAUCAAGCCCAUCCCUGAAACACUCUUACUUCAGGAUGGUACGACAAUUGAAGAAGAGACAAAGUGCACCGUUUGCAUGGCUACUUUUCCAUCAGUAUGGCUCCUGGAGCAACACGCUGCCCUUCAGCAUGCUGGAAUGGGUGCUUUAGAAGAGAAACCCUUCAUCUGCGAACAGUGCGGACAAUCCUACCGUUACCGUUCGGCAUACGUGAAGCAUCGAGAGCAGAAUCAUCGAGCUAGACUUCCAGCAGACAAACUAUUCACCUGUGACGUCUGCGGCAUGCAGUUUAGAUAUUUGAAAUCCUUCAAGAAACACCGACUCAAUCAUGCUCUUGAACGUUUGCACGGGAAGAAUGAAAAGAAGUACGGAAUGGAGUUGGGAACGGAAGUUGUAACCAGUUCCAAUGAUGAUGAGAACGAGCUGAAGAUUACCAUUAAAGAGGAGGAAGAUGAAGAGGAACAGGAUGAUACAGUGGAUUCUGCUGGGGGAAAUCUGUGCAAUACCGAACCAACUGGUGAUAGCGAUAUUGUGGUACCGAAGAUUACAAGCUCUGCCGAAACGCUUGAGUAUCCAUCAACUAACAGUGCAUCAGUGAUUCCCGAAAGAGAGGAUCAUAUGAUGAAGAAGCGCUUGGAGGUGUGUGCCCUGCCUGCAACAUCAGUAAAUUCCCUCCUCACUGCCGAGCGAAUCCCUAGCGAUCAAGCCCUAGGCCUAAAUCCCCAAGAGGCCUCGAUCCUCAACUUCCUACGCGUCGAUGCAGCCGAACGACAGCGCGAUCGCAGAUUUGCUUGUCCCUUCUGUGGCAAAUGUGUACGUUCCAAGGAGAAUCUCAAGCUCCAUGUGCGCAAACACACAGGAGAACGUCCCUUUGUCUGUCUCUUCUGUGGUCGCGCAUUUGGCGGCAAGUCAGAUCUCACGCGUCAUUUGAGAAUCCACACUGGGGAACGACCCUACCACUGUGAAGCAUGUGGAAAAUGCUUUGCCCGUGCUGACUAUCUCUCCAAGCACCUCACCACCCACAUACACAAUUCACCACGCUGAGAUGAGGUUAAGCGACGCCGAAUUCUCGGUGCUCGCAGGUAAUAUCGUGGGAACGGAGGUGGACCUCAGCAACUACAGUGGUGGACACAGAUCGCACAAUUUUUCAAUGCACAACACCUUUCCUCAGUCACACCAUCAGCCGCCAAGCCAUUAUACCAAAAUUCACCCUCAAACUUAGAUGAUAUAAAUUCAAAGCAAUAAUUUUUUAAAAAAAUACUAGUAGAUUCUUACUGUUUCUGCUCAAAAGGUAAGACCCACCCUCCUCAAGAUACCAGAUAUGGAUGUAUCAGCGUGCAAUAGGAAGGACUGAAAAGUGGGAGGAGGGAUGAAAUAUCGCAAAACAGCAGUGAAAUUAAUAAAGAAAAGAAAAUAUUGAAAGUGGCAGAAGAUUUUCUAACAAAAUAGAAAAAAAAGAAAUACAAGCAUACACGAUUUGUCCUGGAUUCAAUGCUAAAUAACUAUAAUGGGGAAUGCACAAUUACUUGUGAUUUGUUAGUGUGUUUUGGAAAUGGGGUAUUAAAGUUAUUAAGACGACUAGAACCAUGGAUUACCCUACUGAGCCCAAACAAAAGCAGAUUUUGAUUCUCCAAUAGUGUCUUGGAUAAAAGGUAAAUGGAACUCUAUUUGCACAAAAAGUCGUUGAAGUUCGAAGAAUUCAAAUUCAAUUUCGAAUUUUCAUACAAAAUUUUCGAACAAGUUUGGGAAAAUUUAUCAAAUAUCAAAAAAGCUGGUAAAAGUUACUCAGUGAUUAUGGAGUGAUUAAAUACUGGGACAAGAACAGUAAACGUCGUUGUUCUGUUUUUUCCUCACAACAAUGUGAAGACCGUCACAUUUUGACACUUGAGUACUUCGAAAUUCGAACAGGAUGUCACUUAGACCAAACUGCGGUUGCAAAAAAAAUCUCUGAAAUUCGACAAAAUAUUUACUUCUCUAUUUUAUCCUUAUUAGCAGGUCGUGUCCCUUCUUGUAAUAUGUACUUUUGCAUUCCUUAUUAACCAAAAUAGUGUUGUACAAAAGGAUUUUUCUCAAACCUAUCCUGAAUUUGGGGACAGCUCAAAAGAAUAUGAGUCUUCCAGCUCAGAAUUUCAUCCCAAUGUUUUUGUUGUAAUAUCGACAAUUAUUCACAAUUAACCCAAAUAACUGUAUUCAACUAAAUUAAUAUAAUGAUUUUCUUGUGAAAAUGACUUAACUCUAAGGAAUUAAACAAUUUUCACAUUAAAAACCUCUUAAGCACCACCAAAUUCACUUCGGGUUUUAUUUUAGCUCAGGCUUGUAUGAACCGUUGACGCUCAAAAUAGCGCAAGAAAAUGACGCCAACAAUAUUUUGCACAUUUCACGGCAUUUCUGUAACUUUUCCAAAAGUAAUCUCCUAAGGAUAUGCAAAAUUUCUGUAUGCAUAAAGCCAUUUCGCACGGUUUUUCUCAGUCCCGAAAAUAUACAUACAGGGAGUUCCGCUGUGAAAGUAUUUUUCGGGACCGAAAAAAGCACACGAAUUAACUCCAGUGACACAGAAAAUUGCAUAUCUGCAGGAGAUAUCUUUGGGAUAAGUUAUGGAAACGCCGAGAUGUAUGCAAGACAUUUUCGGAGCCAAUUUUUCUGCCUAUUUUCACAGUUUUUAAGAACCUUUCAUAGAAAAUAUCCCUUACCAAAUGGGUACUCAAUUGGUAUGGGCACUCAAUGGGUCAAGUGGUAGAGCACUCGCUCUAUGAUGUCAGUGCCCUGAGUUCGAAUCCCCUUUAGGUCACCAGGAUUUUUUUUUCGUUAAAGGUAUUCGGAUUGCAUCCAGUGAGCUUCACUGCACUUGAUUCCACGGGCAUGGGACUGACAACCUCAUCCCGAAAAAGAAGAAAUAAUAAUGGAUGUUCUGAACUCUCCUUGCGGGAAGCCCUUGUUCCUUCAUGGAAUGUUGUGCCAGCAUUAUUAUUAUUUUUAUUAUUAUUAUUUUCAGAGCCAACUUUGCUCUGCGCGAAAAAUAUUUGCAUACAUUUAGGGUCUUUUCAAAAAUUAUUUAAUAAAUGAGCCCCCAAUAGUAGGCAAUUCGGGCAAUUCAAUCAAAUUCUUUCAGUCCGUUUUCUCUCAAGCCGGAACUCUCGAACCCUCUGUAAUCCCAGGACCCACUAUGAAUCGAAUAAAGAAGCAUGGGCAACUGUAAAAGCAAGUUUUGUGGGCAUUUCAGAUACACACUUCCUUCGUGAUUCAGGGUUAUUCGAGGGGAAUUGGAUCAACUGCAUUAAAGUUUAAGAAGGAUAGCAAAAAAAAACAGUUUAGAAAUAAUUUAAUAUUUCUUUAAUGUGUUUUACUUGAACUAUUUUGACAAUCUGUAUCAGCUAAUAAAGUAAAUUUUUUCGACUAAAUGAUCAGCAUAUGACAGAUAAGGAAAAGUACUCUCCCUUCGAACGUUCAAGCCUUAGAAUAAUGUAAAUUUCUUCUAUUUUUCCUAAGAGAUUUCCACAUGGUUAUAGCAUAUGUUUAUAAUGUUUAAGUCUCUUAGGAAAACUUAAAGAAAAUUCGCAUUAUUCGAAGGCAUGAACGUUCGAAGGGAGAGUACUCUCCCCUAUACAAAACGUUAUGUCACUGUUGAUUUAUCUAAAAUUUAAAAGUCCUAACACUUUUUGUAUAAAAUGGGUUGGGAAUCACUAGUUCUGAUUGUUGCUCUCUAUGCACAAACACAAAAUUUCUUGGGAUUACGUACCAAGCGGGCAGAAGUCUGUUUAACCACUUUCACAAUAAAAUGUGUUAUUUUUCUUAAGGCAUGUAGGGACUUCAUUUGUUUUUGUUUCCUUAAAAAAUCGCACUAAAUCUAAAGAAUUUCGUUGAAAAAAAUCCAAGUCAAUUAUAGAAAACUUUCCAUACAAUUUUCAUUGAAAUUUUUGAAGAGAAUUUCAUUGGAAUUGUAUGCUAAAAAAAUAAAAAAAACGAGGAAUUGCUUCAAAAUAUCCUGUCCACGUGGAUUCACACCACAAAAGUUCAAAUUCAAAUCUUCCCUGCAUCACCUUUUUUCUUUUUUUUUUCUUUUAAUUAAAUAUCAUAAGAUUAUCCUUUUGGUUUUAAUAGCCGAUUUUGAGAAAAAAUUACGCCUUUUGAUUCCCUUCCUCAAUAUUUUUUUUUAAUAUAAAAGCAACUUUAAAAGAUAAGUUUAAUGUGCCAACCUUGUAUACGGUAUGAAAUAAAUUAGCAGGACAUCUCAUCCUAGCCAAAAAAAUCAUUUAAAAUAUGAAAAAAUCUCGGUGAUGUAAACAAGUCUUACGUAGAUUAGUUUACAUCAGAGGCGUGCAAAAACCGUUGAAACCGAAUAAACGUCAAAUGAAACAUGCACGUCAAUGAUCAAACCCUACUAGAACAAACUUCUUUUAACGUUAAUUCGAUUUUAACGGUUUUUGCACACCUCUGGUUUAUAUUAUUGAAGUGGUACCAUAUUGGACCUCAGACUUUCGUUUAUUUGUAGAAUGUAAAAUACUCUGUAUAGACAUUCUUUUUUUAAUAAAUCUAAAAUCUAAAUCUAAAUCUAAAUAUUCUGAGUAUUCCUCUACUGGUGAAAGAGUAAGAAAGAUUAGUAAUUCUAGUCGUCCUUUUUACCCAGGGAGGUGACAUUAGCUCUGAAAAAUGAGACCAGUUUUAGUGUAAAUUUUUCCCUGUUUUCGUAGACAUUUCACGAGAUAUCUCCAAAACUGCGUAGGUUGCCAAUUUGGGGUUUUUGGUUGCCUAUUCUAUAUUAAAUUGGCUUUUAUUUUGUAUUUGUAUUUUUUGAUAAUUCAUUCUACAAUGACAGAAAACAUCUAAUAAACCCAAAAGUUUUUUCGGAACGCUAGAAACAUAAGGGGAACAUAGGAAAGGUCAUGCCCCUGCCUCUAAUAGUGAAAGAGUAAGAAAUAUUGGUAAGUCUAGUCGUCCUUUUCAGUCGCAUGCCCAAAUGUGUCAAUACCAAAAGUUUACAAAACAAAUUGACAAAGCCGAAGCAAAUGUGCGAGCCCCAUUAGAUGACAAAUUGAAUCCUGGACAUUACGUGUAGUCAGCAACAACAAAUAGAAAACACAAUUACAAAUAUAAUAACAAGAUAAUUUGGUUUCAACUUGAAGUAAAAGAUUUAAAAAAAAAAAGAUGAAAAUGAAACUUUUUACAAGAAGAAGCAUAAACAAAACAGUUUUUCCGCAAUUAAUGUCUGUGAUUUAACCAUUAAUGAAAUAAAAAAAAAUGUAAUAAUUGUAAUAGAUUCAAUUCUAUUCUCUAUUGCUGUGCGUGAGUGAGAGAACGUGUAAAUCGAAAACAUAACCACACAAAACAACGAAAUAUUUCUUUCCAAAAAAAAACACAAAGUGUAAUUUUCCUAAUUGCGAAGACCAUUUUC
Phlebotomus papatasi is the source of this 8521-nucleotide messenger RNA. RefSeq lists its product as uncharacterized. The transcript has 10 exons. Gene Ontology annotation, biological process: regulation of transcription by RNA polymerase II. Gene Ontology annotation, molecular function: protein binding. The record is from RefSeq and is a predicted model, not a curated record. The coding region runs from base 1270 to 4176 and encodes 968 amino acids. Gene Ontology annotation, cellular component: nucleus. Lineage: Eukaryota; Metazoa; Arthropoda; Insecta; Diptera; Psychodidae.